Molecule: messenger RNA, 1549 nt
Organism: Bradysia coprophila
Lineage: Eukaryota; Metazoa; Arthropoda; Insecta; Diptera; Sciaridae
Product: RCC1-like G exchanging factor-like protein
Biological process (GO): positive regulation of mitochondrial translation
Cellular component (GO): mitochondrial inner membrane
Molecular function (GO): rRNA binding; guanyl-nucleotide exchange factor activity
Source: RefSeq, a predicted model, not a curated record
AUGUUAUUGUUCGAAAUGUGAAGCAUGGUGUUUACCAAAAUGAUUUCAAACACUUCCACUGUACAUUGCUAAGCUAGUAAAUUUAAAAUAAAUUUACAAAAAUGUUGAAACCACUGAUCCCAGUUCUGAACGUUCAAAUCAGGCGGCACUUUGCGACCAAAAUAAAAAAGUGCGUCAUUCUACAGGACAAGGACAAAAUACCGGUUGACCGAUAUCCUCUCGCUUCCAAAUCUGAACGCCGUGUGUAUGUCUGGGGUCAUGCAGCAACUGGAGCUCUCGGAUACCAAAAAUCACUCAAAAAACAAAAACUGAAACACACCCAAUUCGUUCAACAUCCAUCCCGCCUACAAUUCGCUGAAGUGCAAGACGUAAUCGAUGUCGCUUGUGGCUAUGGAUUUUCAGCUUUCGCCGUGAAACGUUCUGAUGACAUCAGCCUUUUCGGCUGUGGCAUCAAUACAGACUCUCAAGUCGGUUUCCACAAAUUUGGAGGCGUCACAAAUCGACCCAUGGAACUGAUGAUAUACCCAGCGCCAAUAGCACUCCCGAAGCGUACGGAUGACUGUAAAAUUCAAAUAAAAAGUGUCGCUGCCGGUAGAGCCCAUUUGCUUGCACUAUCAGAGGAUGGUGUUGUUUUUGCAAUGGGUAACAAUGCGUACGGACAGUGCGGACGGCCGGUGGUGGAAAAUGAAAAAUACGCAGCAAGUCAGACAGUUCAUCGAAUCGAAGAAUUGAAUGGUACAAAAAUCGCUGGCAUCACAUGCGGUCAAGACCAUAGUCUCUUUCUGUUGAACAAUGGAACAGUAUUUUCGUGUGGAUGGGGAGCCGAUGGUCAAACUGGAUUAGGUCAUUACAAAUCGGUCGAUGUGCCAACGUUGAUCGGUGGAGAUAUUUCUACGGAGAACAUAGUCAAAGUUGCCGGCACUGUUGAUUGUGUGCUGAUGUUAAAUGAUAAGGGCGAAGUGUUUGGGUUCGGCAAUGCUGAAUAUGGACAACUCGAAACAGUAGGAGACAGUCAACAAGUCAAUGAACCGAAAUUCGUAAGCUUUACAAAAGGUUUGGGGAAAAUUGUCGACAUUGCUGCUGGUGGCUCAUUCUGUAUGGUUCUUAAUGAAAACGGUGACGUCUUCACGUGGGGCUAUGGCAUCCUCGGCCUGGGUCCAAAAGUCGACUAUAUAAAGGAACCCACUCAAAUACCGGCAACACUAUUCGGCCGAAAUGAAUUGAGCCCAGAAUCUCGUGUCACUUCAAUUUCGUGUGGCAUUAGCCACAUGGCAGCGAUCAACAGUGACAACGAUGUGUACAUGUGGGGACGCAAUAAACUCGGUUGCCUCGGACUUGGCAAUACGGAUGAUCAAUUUUUUCCGCUUAAAAUUGCUGUUACGGCUAAAGUGUUGAAAGUCAGCUGUGGUGUGGAUCAUACGUUGGCGUUGUGUAAGCCGUUCAUUUAAUGAGGAGAGUUUUUUUGUGGAAUGUAAUUCACUGGACAUUGUAUUUAAGUGACGAAAUUGGUGGACUAGGUCACUUUGUUGUCGAAAUAAACAGAAUUCUU